Messenger RNA from Lindgomyces ingoldianus, 1518 nucleotides. RefSeq names its product beta-glucosidase. The record is from RefSeq and is a predicted model, not a curated record. Gene Ontology annotation, biological process: carbohydrate metabolic process. NCBI's taxonomy places the organism in Eukaryota, Fungi, Ascomycota, Dothideomycetes, Pleosporales, Lindgomycetaceae. The transcript is spliced from 2 exons. Bases 1 to 1518 code for a protein of 505 amino acids. Gene Ontology annotation, molecular function: beta-glucosidase activity.
AUGAUUUCCCCCCAAACUCAAAAUCCACCAACUCGAAAUCCCUCGUGGACACACUCAUUCGACACCCCUGAAGAAAGAUAUCUCAAAUCAUCCUUACGACCAGACUUCCACUGGGGUUUCGCAACCGCAGCCGCACAGGUCGAAGGGGCUGCAUUCACACACGGGAAAGGUCUUUCAUGUUGGGACACCUUCUGUCAUAUCCCCGGCAAAAUCAAAGAUAGCUCUACAAACGAUGAUAGCUGUCGAUCAUAUGACUUCUACAAACAAGACGUAGCAUUAAUGAAAAGCUAUGGAGUUACCGCGUAUCGAUUUUCGCUGGCCUGGUCACGGAUUAUCCCACUUGGAGGCGCCGAUGAUCCCGUGAAUGAAGAGGGUAUAAAAUACUACAGUGACCUGAUCGACGAGCUUCUCGCAAACGGCAUCACACCGUUCGUCACCCUGUUCCAUUGGGAUAUUCCUCAAACAUUAGAAGACAGGUACUUGGGUAUGUUGAACCAAGAAAGAUAUACCCCGGAUUUCCUGCGCUAUGCGAGACUGUGUUUCUCGCGCUUCGGGGAUAGAAUCAAACAUUGGAUCACGUACAACGAACCCGGGGUUUAUACUUUAGCAGGCUAUGCAGCAGGCGUCCAUGCUCCAGGUCGGUCUUCGUUCCGCGAUCGCAACGCUGAAGGCGAUAGCUCCACAGAGCCGUUCAUCGUUGCACACACUGAGCUCGUAACCCAUGGUCUUGCAGCAAAACUCUAUAAACAAGAGUUUCAACCUACGCAAAAAGGCACAAUUGGCAUCACCCUGCAUGGGAAUUGGUCCGAACCUUGGGAUAUUUCGGAUCUCUUAGACGUUGCGGCCGCCGAGCGCGCUCGCGAGUUCGAAAUCGGUUGGUUUGCCGAACCACUGUAUGGCAGUGGCGACUACCCGGCUAGCAUGCGGGCUCAACUAGGUGACCGCUUACCAACUUUCACAGAAGAAGAGAAACGUUUAGUAAGAGGGAGUUCGGAGUUCUAUGGCAUGAACACAUACACCUCGUUCUUCGUCCGGCACCGCGAUAGCCCGCCAGACAUUAACGACCAUAAGGGGAACAUUGAAGUCUUUGACAAGAACAAAAGUGGUGUGUCCCGGGGGGAAGAGUCGGAUACGCAGUGGUUGCGAACGGCGCCCUGGGGAUUUAGGAAGCUGUUGCGAUGGAUUUGGAAUCGAUACCACAUCCCCAUCUAUAUGACCGAGAAUGGAACGACCGCAAAGGGGGAAAAAGAACCAUCAGAUACGAUUUUGAAUGAUACACACCGCGUUGAAUUCUUCAGAGGGUAUGUGGGGGAGUUGGCAAAGGCAGUGAAGGAGGACGGCGUGGAUAUCCAGUCGUAUUUCGCCUGGACUUUUACGGACAACUGGGAGUGGGCGGCUGGGUAUACAGAUCGAUUUGGGGUUACCUAUAUUGAUUUCGACUCGCCGAAGAAAACUCGGUAUCCAAAGCGCUCGGCAUAUUUUCUACAGGACUUCUUUUCCCAUCUCAUUGCUGAGUAG